Recurvomyces mirabilis is the source of this 1317-nucleotide messenger RNA. RefSeq lists its product as uncharacterized. Gene Ontology annotation, cellular component: extrinsic component of endosome membrane; late endosome; early endosome. NCBI's taxonomy places the organism in Eukaryota, Fungi, Ascomycota, Dothideomycetes, Mycosphaerellales, Teratosphaeriaceae. The record is from RefSeq and is a predicted model, not a curated record. Gene Ontology annotation, biological process: protein targeting to lysosome; endosome to lysosome transport; early endosome to late endosome transport. Gene Ontology annotation, molecular function: phosphatidylinositol binding. The transcript is spliced from 2 exons. The coding region runs from base 1 to 1317 and encodes 438 amino acids.
AUGGCAUCAGGCAUAAGGCCAGCGCGGCACAAUCGACAGGCUAGCAGGCUCUCUGCCUUGACCAACACACCUGAAAAGGACAUAGCAGCAGCGCAAAAACUGCAGCAUGAAGAGCGGGACGAAGCUACCAUUGCUUAUGUCAAGCAGGUAUUAUGCGCCACUACGAACAGUAAAGAUACUGCAGGCGAUGGCGUUGACGAGAGACCAUUGAGCGAGCUUCUGCCACCAUUGACCAGUGACGGCCGAAUUGACAUCCAGUUGUAUAGCAUACUGGCAGUGAUCCUGAGCCAGUUUGUGCAGGCGUGGUAUAACAAGAUCACGCCAGAUGCUAGUUUUGUGCAGGAAGUCGUUGGUGUGAUUUCGCACUGCACGCGAGGCCUGGAACAGAGACUCCAAUACAUUGACCUCGAGGUGCUGUUGCUCGACGAGCUACCGGCCUUGCUGGAAGCUCAUGUGGGAGCCAUCGAGACUGCGAGGAGAGCGGUCAUUCUUCAAGACAGUGGCACCGAUGACGAGGCGAUGCGUAUAUCAGCGGUCUAUCACACUCUCCGACCACACAAUGCAUUGUUUCCACUACCAACGAGCGACGAUUCGACCGUAGCGCAACGGAACCACGAAGCUGUGUGGUCUCAAACCCUGGUCAAUGAAAUCCUGCCCUUACUGCUCCCGCCUGAAGACCUUGUCAACCCGUGCCUGAACGUACUCGUAUCAGAGAUCUUCUCGGAACUGAUUUUGCGCAAUGCCGUGAUGGGGAAGCUAUCAGAACCAUGGCUGCUUUGGGAUGCAGUCACUAAGCUGAUCUACAUCUUCAAGCCAAGCACUGGACGAUCAACUGGAAAUGUCUUGCAAUCACCGACAAACAGACUGGACCAAUUUGGACUACUGGCGGGUGCAGAGGCAAACGCUGUCCAAACAGGCGCAUCUGAGAGCCGUCGUGGCGUGCUUGACUCAUCUGCAUUGACGUUCUGGUCCAUAAUGCAGAACGGCGUCAUGCUCUGGAGUUUGUUACGCGCCCUCGCGAUAGCUCUCAUGAACGCCAGCUCGAGCUCACAGCCAGAACCCACAAAACAGACUACUGCAAACAAGCACAAGGGCCACGCUGGCGCAUCCGACAUCCACCCGUCCGCAGACCCUGAGGAGCGGCACGCUCGUCUUCAACGGCCCAUCGUCAGCAUGGCAAUCUGGAGCUGCAUGAACCAUGUCUCAUCGCUGAGCAAACGGAUGCCCUGGCUUGUUGGAUCUCUCAGCCUAUUGCGAUGGUGGUUGCUGUAUGGUCCCGGUUCCGUCUGUGGUUGGAACAGUACGAUCAACAGGUAA